CUAAAACUGAAAGGCAACACUGCUUAAAACCAGCAACCAGCAGGAGAGAGAGAGAAAGACACAAAGAUAGAGAGAGAAACACAAACACACAGACAACAUUGUGUGUUGUGUGUGAGCACAAAACACAGAGAUCCAACCAACAUGGGGUGACACACACAAUUUUUAGCAAAUAAUAAUAAAAAACACACCUUGCCUGAACUAGUUCAUCGCCGCCACUGGAAAUCAGAAUCUAAUACAUAAAAGUUUCAAUCUUUUACCGUCAUUUUUGGUAGUUUGUGAUUAUUCCGGCAUGUCGGGAGCUAUUUGGUCAUUCAAGUUUGGAGGUUGAUUGAGUUGGAAUUGAUCAGGGAAAACACAAGAAGAAACUGUGUGGACUUCUUUGACUUUGCAGUUACUUCUUCGAAACUUUGAAGGGUUAAGUUCCUGUAACAUCAGAAGACAAAGUUCUGCUGUCCUUUUUCUGGAGCAAUGGCGACUUUGUCACAUGCAAACUCUAGGAGAAUGUAUUCAUGGUGGUGGGACAGCCACAUAAGCCCCAAAAACUCAAAAUGGCUCCAGGAAAAUCUGACAGAUAUGGAUGCCAAGGUGAAGCAAAUGAUUAAGCUUAUUGAAGAAGAUGCAGAUUCUUUUGCAAGGAGAGCAGAAAUGUAUUAUAAAAAACGGCCAGAGCUUAUGAAAAUGGUUGAAGAGUUUUACAGGGCAUAUCGGGCAUUGGCUGAGAGAUAUGAUCAUGCAACUGGAGUUAUCCGCCAUGCCCAUAGGACCAUGUCUGAGGCAUUUCCUAAUCAAGUUCCUAUGAUGCUGACAGAUGAUUUACCUACAGUUUCUCCUCCGGAUACAGAGCCACACACUCCAGAAAUGCGCCACUCUUCACGUUCCUUUCUUGAUUCAGAUGAACCACAAAAGGAGGCUUCUGCUCACUUCCAUGUUAUAAAAAAGAAUGGUGGUUAUUCUGGCGAACCUGAUUCUUCUUUGAACAAAACAGGUUUGAAACAGCUCAAUGAUCUCUACAUCCCUGGAGAACAGGAAAAUCUUACACAGUUUGCAGAAAGGAAUGCCAGAAGGGGGCUCAAUUUUUUUGAGACACAGGAGAGUAGUGAGCUAAACAAUGGAAGCAACAAUACUAGGUCUCACAUCUCGUCUGAGUCUGAACGUGUGACAAAGGCUGAGACAGAAAUUUUGGCCUUGAAGAAAGCCAUUGCCAAAUUAGAGGAGGAAAAGGAAGCUGGCUUGCUUCAGUAUCAACAGUGUUUAGAGAAGCUGUCUAAUCUCCAGUUAGAAUUGUCUAGCGCACAAGAGAAUUCUAAAAGACUUGAUGAGCGAACAAGUAAAGCUGAAGCUGAAGUUCAAGCCUUGAAGGAAACCCAAAUUAAAUUACAGGCUGAAAGUGAAGAUAGUCUUCUUCAGUAUCAGGAGUGCUUGGAGAAAAUAGCAAAGCUAGAGGAAAAUAUUUCUUCUGCGCAGACAGAAGCCGGAGAACUUAAUGAAAGAGCUAACAGAGCAGAAAAUGAAACUGAGUCCCUAAAGCAGGACCUUGCUAGAGUAGAAGCUGAAAAGGAAACUAUCAUUGUUCAAUAUAAACAUUGCUCGGAGACACUAUCAAAGUUGGAGGAGAGAUUAGACGAAGCCGAGGAAAAUGCAAGAAGGACUAAGGAGCAUGCCACUGUAGCUGAAAAUGAAAUUGGGGCCUUGAAACUACAAGUUACUAAACUUAAUGAAGAAAAGGAAGAAGCUGCUCUCCGUUAUCAGCAAUGCUUGGAGAUAAUUUCCGGUCUGGAAUAUAAACUCUCUUGUGCUGAAGAGGAGGUGCGUAGGCUAAAUUCCAAGAUAGAUGAUGAGGUAGAAAAAUUACAGAGUUCUGAGAAGAAGUGUCUUCUCUUGGAGACAUCAAAUCACAAUCUGCAGUCUGAGUUACAAUCUUUGGCACAACGAAUGGGGUCUCAAAGUGAAGAACUUAAUGAGAAGCAGAAAGAAUUGAGUAGACUUUGGGGUUGCAUGCAGGAGGAGAGAUUGCGCUUCAUUGAGGCUGAAACCGCUUUUCAAACUCUUCAGCAGUUACAUUCUCAAUCUCAGGAAGAGCUUAGAUCUCUUGCUGCUGAACUUCACAGUAAAGUGGAUACACUGGGGAACGUGGAAUCACGUAAGCAGGCUUUAGAGGAUGAAAUACACAGGGUCAGUGAGGAAAACAAAAUCCUAAAUGAGGUCAAAAUUUCUUCAUCGUUGUCAAUAAAAAAUUUGCAGGAUGAGAUUUUGAAUUUGAGGGAGACAAUAAAGAAACUUGAACAGGAGGUGGAGCUGCGAAUUGAUGAAAGAAACGCACUUCAGCAAGAAAUUUACUGUCUUAAAGAGGAGCUUAAUGAUCUGAAUAAAAAACAUGAAGCCAUGAUGGAGGAAGUCAGGUCAACUGACUUAGAUCCACAAUGCUUUGGACCAUCUGUUAAAAAACUGCAAGAUGAAAACUUAAAGCUGAAGGAAACAUGUGAGGCUGACAAAGGAGAGAAAGAAGCUCUUUUGGCAAAAUUGGAAACCAUGGAGAAAAUUCUGGAGAAAAAUACUGUCUUAGAAAAUUCCCUUUCAGACUUGAAUGCUGAGCUGGAUAGUGUCAGAGGAAAGGUAAAUGUGUUGGAAGAAACAUGUCAGUGUCUACUAGUUGAGAAAUCCAAUCUUGCUGCUGAGAAGGCCACCUUGUUUUCUCAGUUACAAUCCACAACUGAAAAGCUGGAGAGGCUCUCAGAAAAGAGCAACCUGUUGGAAAAUUCACUAUUUGAUGUGAAUGCUGAACUUGAAGGGUUAAGGAUGAAGUCCAGGGUGUUAGAAGAUACAUGCCAGUCACUUGACCAUGAGAAGUCCAGUAUCUUUCAAGAGAAAGAAACCUUAGUUUCACAGAUGAACAUCACUCAUCAAACACUGAAAGAUCUUGAGAAACUGCACAGUGAAUUGGAGUCAAAGCAUUUGGAACUAAAAGGAGAAAGAGAGUCUGCACUUAAAAAGGUAGAAGAACUUCUAGUUUCCCUAUAUUCUGAGAGGGAAGAGCAUUCCAGAGUUUUGAAAUUGAAUGAAGAUGAAUUGGCUGAGAAGGAAUUACAAAUUCAUAUUCUACAAGAAGAUAACAAUUGCAAGAAAAAGGAUUAUGAGGAGGAACUGGACAGAACUAUACAUGCUCAAAUUGAAAUUUUCAUCUUGCAGCAAUGUAUUGACGAUCUGGAAAAAAAGAAUUUCUCCAUUCUGGUUGAGUGUCAGAGACUAUUGGAGGCUUCCAAAAUGUCAGACAGAAUGAUAUCUAAAUUGGAGACUGAGAAUGUUCAAAAGCAGGUUGAUGUGAAUUCUCUGUCUGAGAAAAUUAAAAUACUAAGGGUUGGGUUGAUUCAGGUGUUGAAGACUCUUGACUAUAACAGUGGGCAUUUCUGUGAAGAUAUGCUUGAAGAAGAUCAAAUGCUUUUGAACCAGAUAUAUGAAAAACUUCAGGAGAGGCAGAAAUCUUUUGACACAAUUUUCAAUGAAGGCCAAAAACUGGCCAUUGAGAAUUCAAUUCUGAUUACAUUCCUUGAGCAGUUAAAACUAAAGGUAGAAAAUCUAGUGACACAAAGAGAUGACCUUGAUGAGCAGUUCAGUAUCCAGUCUCAGCGGUUUUUGGCGUUGCAAAUAGAGGUUCAGAAGAUACUGGAGAAGAACCAAGAGUUGAAGUUGACAAUAAGCAAAGGAGAAGAGAGAAUGGAAGUAAUGACAGCUGAAAUAGGCAACCUACAGAAGAAGCUGUCAGACAUGGAAAAAAAUCACAACAAUUUACAGGAGGAUAGUCACAAAAUAUUGGAAGAGAAGAAGUCCUUGAUGAGAAGUUUUCUAGAUCUGGGUGAAGCGAAAAGUAACUUGGAAGAAGAAAUGUGUUUCAUGAUCCAUGAGACAAUAGCUCAGUCCAAUAUUUCCCUUAUUUACGAGAAUAUUAUCUUUGAAAAACUCCUGGAACUUAAAGAGCUAGGUGAGGAUCUUGAUAAACAUUGUUCAGCAAAUAAUGACCUCAAGGAGAGAUUAAAAGUUAUGGUGGGAAAGUUAGAGAAUGAAGAAAUGGAAAAUUCACAUCUUAGAGAGUCAUUUAUAAAGUCAAAUGUUGAACUGCAUUUAGUUCAAUCUAUCAAUGAUGAAUUAAGUUGUCAGAUUAGGGAUGAAAGGGAAAUGUUGAAUCAAAAGGAAAAUGAGCUUUUGGAAGCCGCUGAGAUGUUUCAUGUUUUACAUGCUGAGAAAACGGAAUUGCAAAGAAUGGUGGAAGAUCUGAAGAUUAAGUAUGAUGAAGCAAGGGUGACGCUCGAAGAACAGGCUAAUCAAAUUUUGAAAUUGUCCUCAGACAAGGACCGUCAAGAUGAAGAGGUAAUUUGCCUGUGUGAAGUGAACCAGAAGUUGGAGUCUGAAAUACGGCACCUACGUCAAGAGCUUGGAGAAACUAAACUGAGGGAAAAUAAGCUAAGUUAUGAAGUACUUGAGGGAAGAAAUGAGAUUGAACAAUGGGAAACUCAGGCUUCAACACUCUUUGCUGAGCUGCAGAUUUCUGCUGUCAAUGGAACAUUAUUUGAAGGAAAGGUCUCUGAGCUAGCUGAUGCUUGUGAGAAUCUUGAACACAGAAACUACUCCAAAGACAUGGAAAGCGAACAUCUGAAAGAAAGAGUUAGCAAGCUGGAAAUCGAAAAUGGAAGACUAUCUGGUCAAUUAGCUGCUUAUGGCCCUGCUGUCAGUGCUUUGAAUGACAGUAUAACAGCUCUGGAGAUGCAGACUCUUGCACAUGCAAAACCUGAUGACUGUGAAGAAACAAAGGCUAAAGUAUUGGUGGGUAAUGAAUUCACUGAAGAUGGUCAACAAGCAGACCAAGAUAAGACAGUUAUGGCACCAGAGGCACUCCCUGGCUUCCAAGAUAUGCAGAGAAGGAUCAAUGCUAUUGCAAUGGUAGUAAAGCAGUUAAAUGAAAGUUUCAAACUGAAGAAUCAAACUAGAGAGAUACAAGAGUUAAAAUCUGGAAAUACCCGGCAUGGAGAGAAUAUUCAAGCAAGCAAGCAUGUUACUCAAGACCAAGGAAAGACCCCGGUUACAGAGAUUGAAGUUUUGCCUAAAGACAUCAUGCUAGAUCAAAUAUCUGAAUGUUCAUCAUAUGGGAUAAGUAGGAGGAGAGAAAUUCUUGAGGCUGAUGAUCAGAUGCUUGGGUUGUGGGAAACAGAAGAUAAGGAUGGCGCUGUUGGAAAGCAAGUUGAAAAGACACAAAGGAUGGCUUCUGAAGUUGGAGGCAAUCAUCAAAGAGGAACAACCAAGGAACCCAAAAAUAAAUACCCUUCAAAAGAUUCCUUGGUGGAAAAAGAGUUGAGUGUGGACAAGUUAGAGAUCUCGAGAAGAUUGACACUGCCACGGGAUGAAGGGAACCAAACAAAGAUUUUAGAGAGACUUGAUUCUGAUGCACAGAAGUUAACAAACCUUCAAAUCACCGUACAAGAUUUGAUGAAGAAGGUAGUGGUUAAUGAGAAGAACACAAAAGGAAAAGGUGUUGAGUUUGAUGGAGUAAAAGGGCAACUUGAAGCAUCCCAGGAAACCAUCACAAAGUUGUUUGACACCAACAAGAAGUUGAUGAAGAAUGUGGAAGAGGGUACCUUGUCAUCUGUCGGGAAGAGUGCAGGAGAGUCAAAUGAAAGUGGAAGUGUCAGCAGAAGGAGAGUCUCGGAUCAAGCAAGGAGAGAAUCAGAAAAGAUAGGACAACUGCAUUUGGAGGUGCAAAGGUUACAGUUUCUACUGCUGAAACUUGGUGAUGGAAAAGAAAGCAAAGAGAAAACGAAAAGCAGUGAUCGAAGUCCAAGAGUGCUUUUGCGAGAUUAUCUUUAUGGUGGGACGAGAAGCAACAACCAAAAGAAGAAAAAGCUACCAUUUUGUUCAUGUGUGCGACCUCCCACCAAGGGAGAUUGAUUGUUAAUUUGUUACCUUAUAGCUUUCUUGUUUGUAAAAUUUUCUCUCUAAAGAUGCAUUGAGACCCUCCUACAUAUUUUGAUCUUUGUACAUGUUGUGCCUCAUUUACUCAUAAGAAGAGGCAAAGGCUAGGACGGAAUUUUCACAAUUUUUUCUCUGUAAUAUGAAAUUCUGAAUAAUCACCUCCUUUUUUCUACCUGGUUUAGAUGAGAAAUGAGUGUUUAGUGUUGUACC
Messenger RNA from Vigna unguiculata (cowpea), 6168 nucleotides. Its product is annotated as protein NETWORKED 1D-like. Gene Ontology annotation, cellular component: plasma membrane. Lineage: Eukaryota; Viridiplantae; Streptophyta; Magnoliopsida; Fabales; Fabaceae. Gene Ontology annotation, molecular function: actin filament binding. The record is from RefSeq and is a predicted model, not a curated record.